AUGAUCAUCAUAGAGGAUUUGUACCUCUACAUGCCAGCCUUGCUCUGCGGCCCGGGACCCCGCCCCCGGCCGCCCUCACUGGGCGCUCCACCCGCCGGCCUCGUUCAUUGGACGCUCCACCCGCCGGCCUCGUUCAUUGGACGCUCCCGCCCCGCCCCCGCGCGGUGCCCAGCGUUCGCCCCGCCCCUCUGUGAAGGCUGCAGCUUUGUGGUCCUCCUGGAGACCCUGUUACCUGUGUUUAUGGUUCAUAGCGCAGCACGAAGCGGAAGGGAGCAGUCCUUUGAGAUGGACGCGGUGUCAGCCACUGUGGCCGCGGUCUUCGUGUCUCCAGGCAACCCCGAGCUGCUGAAGCCCCUGUCGAAGCUGUACACGGCCUUCGUAUCCCUGGUACUGGAGGUGAGGCGGGGGAACCAGGGUCGGGCGAGGGCGCGGGUCGCUGCCGUCACUGAACAGCAGACUGCCGAGCAGGUGAAGACUACCAUAAAGGACAAUGCAGAACUUGCAGAAAAAUUGUCAAGUUAUGAACAGAAGAUCAAGGAAUUGAACAGGCUUAUUCAGGAGACCAAGAAUCAAAAUAUGAUUCUCUCUGAUGAAGCAAUUAAAUACAAGGAUAAAAUCAAACUGCUUGAAGAAAGCAAUGAAUUUCUGGAUAUGGCCAAAACUCUUGGUGAUAUGUUAGAAUCUCAGAGGAAGCACAACAUGAAAAGUCAGGAUUUGAUACUGGAAAAUGAGAAAUCUGUGGAGAAGGUAAAGGAGGUUAUUUCAAUGAAUGCCUCAGAAUUUUCCAAGGUAAGGCUGCCCACACUCCCUGCCGGUUCAGGCGGCCUGAAUGAAGGCAAGUUGAGUGAGGAGAAGGUGAAGUCUGAGUGCCACCAGGUUCAGGAAGAAAACGCAAGGCUGAAGAAGAAGAAAGUGCAGAUUUUGACGUUGGAGAAGUCUCAGAGGGAUCUGGAAGCCACUCUCGCUGAUAAGGAUGAUAGCAUUGGUACACAUCCCGCAAUAUCCGUACUUCAGAAGGACCUCAAACUCCUGCAGGUGAAGCUGAGAGCCUCCCUGUCUGCCAAAUGUGAUUUGGAAGACCAGAUCAUGAAGCUGGGUGAGGACUGCGGCACGGUGCAGGCAGACAAGGCCCGGCUGGAGAAGGAGUUUAGCAUGCUGCAGCAGAAGGUGGAGAUCCUGAAGGAGCUGUCCCAACAGAAUGAGAUGGAGCUGCAGAAGAAAUUGAGUCAGGAGGAAUUUGCACAGCAGCAUCGAGAGCAGGCGCUGUGGGCUGUGGAUGAGAAGGUGGUGCCGGCCACAGAGGAAGUGAAAAUCUACAAGCGGAGAAUCUGUGAAGUGGAAGCAGAAUUAGAGAAAACGGAGAGCUCAUUUAAAAACUAGCUUGCUACUCAGGAGAAAAAAGCCCACGAGAACUGGCUCAAAGCCCGCAAUGCAGAGCUCCUGAUUGCAGAGGAGAAGCGGCAGGCCGCCAACCUGCGGCAGAGGCUGGUGGAGAUUACCCAGAAGAUGGAUAUGCUUCAAGAGGAGCCUGGGAUCAUUAAGCGGAUGCCGGACUGGCCUGGAGUGCAGAACGGCCCCCACAGAGGUCCCCUGAGCCAGAACAGCUCCUUUGGCCCGUCCCCUGUGAGUGGCGGUGAGUGCUCCCCGCCCCCAGGGGCAGAGCCCCCUGGAUGGCUGUCCACUGCGAGCCUGAACUUCGCAGACAUUCCCAGGGCCGACUUCGAUCCCGGCCCUGGCCUCGUGGCCAACAGCAGCUCCCGCGGCUCCUCCCCGGCGAAGGACAUGGACAACGGGCAAGUCCCACGCAUGGGCCCACCACUGGGCUUAAGAGAGUACACGCCACGACCUGCCACUGCACCCCCGAGUGUUCUUGCCGGGACCUGUGCCAUUCAGGCCUCCAGGCCCGCUCAGCCCCCGAGAGUAUUUCAUUCCUGUUCCUCGAAUGCCACCACCACCCGCUGGGCCCCAGGACUACCCACCACUGCCUGCCAGGCCCCAGGACUACCCACCACCGCCUGCCAGGCCCCAGGACUACCCACCGCCGCCUGCCGGGCCCCAGGACUACCCACCGCCGCCUGCCGGGCCCCAGGACUACCCACCAACGCCUGCCGGGCCCCAGGACUACCCACCAAUGCCUGCCGGGCCCCAGGACUACCCACCGCCGCCUGCCGGGCCCCAGGACUACCCACCGCCGCCUGCCGGGCCCCAGGACUACCCACCGCCGCCUGCCGGGCCCCAGGACUACCCACCGCCGCCUGCCGGGCCCCAGGACUACCCACCGCCGCCUGCCGGGCCCCAGGACUACCCACCAACGCCUGCCGGGCCCCAGGACUACCCACCGCCGCCUCCUGGGCCCCAGGACUACCCACCACCGCCUGCCAGGCCCCAGGACUACCCACCACCGCCUGCCGGGCCCCAGGACUACCCACCACCACCUGCUGGGCCCCAGGACUACCCACUGCCGCCUGCCGCAGGUGAGCCCCAGCUCUCAGGGCCCAGAGAGGCCCCAGCCUCACCUCCAAGCAGCCGGGAACCUGCCCAGGCUCUGAGGCAGAGCCCUUAAUGGCUCCACUCAGAAGGCCAAGCUUUUUUUUUGGCUUGGAAGCCAAACAUUUCAGAAGACUCAUCUUCCUCUCUAAAAAUUGCCCUCUUAACCCCUUAUCCACUCCUGUUCCGCUGAAGUCCUUUGUAGUAGUAGCUAAUAAAAACUUGUUUGUUACUACUCCCCGCCUCCACUGGCCCACUGCUUGCUGUGAGGGCUGUUGGAACUCUGGCUCCCUGGACUGGAGGUGCCACGGCUUGCAGGCUGCAUCACUCCAGGGGAAGCCCGUGACCCCUGACCCCACCGGUGACUGCUGGGCACAAGAGUGAGAGUUUACAAUGGAAACAACAAUCGUUUGACCUCAGGCUCUAUUAAUUUCCUUUUACUGUGAUUGCAUUAAGGAGUAUAACAAAAGUAAAGUUGUGUCAUGAUUGUAAAAGUAA
Molecule: messenger RNA, 2985 nt
Organism: Cavia porcellus (domestic guinea pig)
Lineage: Eukaryota; Metazoa; Chordata; Mammalia; Rodentia; Caviidae
Product: transport and Golgi organization protein 1 homolog
Exons: 19
Biological process (GO): protein secretion; endoplasmic reticulum to Golgi vesicle-mediated transport; vesicle cargo loading
Cellular component (GO): endoplasmic reticulum membrane; endoplasmic reticulum exit site
Source: RefSeq, a predicted model, not a curated record